AUGGCGAAACAUACCCCGGUCCCAAAUGGGAUGACGUCAUUCUGGCGGACAGAGCCUCACUUUCUAGACAGUCAUCGAUCGACUGAGUCUCUCCCUCAAGAGUGCGAUAUUGUCGUUAUAGGAGCUGGGUAUGCAGGAGCAUCUGUUGUGCACCAUAUCAUCGACCAGAUUACCCCCGGGUCAAAGCCGCCGUCGAUUGUGAUUUUGGAGGCGCGACAGGCUUGUUCCGGUGCCACUGGUCGAAAUGGAGGACACAUGAAACCUGAUGUCUAUAAUGGUAUUGCUGGCUUGGCCGCUGAUCACGGCGCCGAGGCUGCUGCCGAGGUUGCGGCUUUCGAGGCUAAACAUGUCUCAUUUCUCAAGAAGUUUGUCGAAAGAGAAAGCAUAGACUGUGAAUACACGGUCACAAAGGCUAUCGAUGUUCAGCUAUCUCGGGAUCACAGCGCAAGACUCAAAGAGGGAUACGAAGGAUUGAUCAAGAAGGGAUGUGAGCCAACGAUGAAAGCAAAAUAUAUCCCUGGCAACGAGGCAGAGAAGUUCUCUGGAGUCAAAGGUGCGCAGGGCUGUUUCACAUACGACGCUGGUCACAUUUGGCCAUACAAAUUUGUACUGCAUCUUUUGGAAAAGGCAAUUUCCCAAGGUGUAAAUUUACAAACGCACACACCGGUAUCGGGGAUGACACAGUCUACCUCCUCAACAUCGGGUCAUCCUUGGACAGUGUAUACUGCCCGAGGCUCCAUUGCCGCCAAGACAGUGGUUUUAGCAACGAAUGCCUAUACUUCAUCGCUGGCCCCUCAAUAUAAGGAGAAGAUUAUCCCUGUCCGAGGAACGUGCAGUCGAAUCGUCGUUCCUCCAGGUACUACCGCACCUCGCUUGACGAAUACCUACACCCUACGCUGGAACAAUUGGAAUUAUGACUACCUCAUCCCACGCGCCGAUGGGAGUAUAGUCGUCGGCGGUGCUCGUCCGGCUUUUAUUAAUGAUCUGGAUAGCUGGUACAAUGUCAGUGAUGACAGCUCGGUACUUGAGCCUGCUGUUCGAUACUGGGAUAAUUAUAUGCAGCGGAAUUUUGUCGGCUGGGAGAAUAGUAACGCUUAUACGGACAGAGUCUGGACUGGGAUCAUGGGCUAUUCCACAGAUGGGCUUCCGCAUGUUGGCCAUGUUCCAGGACAGAAAGAUCAGUACAUCAUCGCUGGAUUUACAGGACAUGGAAUGCCCCAAAUCUUCCUGGCGGCUGAGGGUUUGGCAAAAAUGGUACUCAAUGAUGUUCAUUUUGCACAAACUGGACUCCCGCGACUGUUCGAGUCUACACAAUCCCGACUCGACAGUCGCCUGAACAAGAUAUUUGCUAGCACCCCUGGGAAACAAGCAAAAUUGUGA
Molecule: messenger RNA, 1380 nt
Organism: Penicillium concentricum
Lineage: Eukaryota; Fungi; Ascomycota; Eurotiomycetes; Eurotiales; Aspergillaceae
Product: NAD(P)/FAD-dependent oxidoreductase
Exons: 4
Coding region: 1-1380 (459 amino acids)
Cellular component (GO): cytoplasm
Molecular function (GO): oxidoreductase activity
Source: RefSeq, a predicted model, not a curated record